AUGGCCCGCUCAUCCGUCCCCACCCAGAACGACAUCGCCGUCCCCGAGACGAUUCUGAAGAAGCAGAAGGCUUCUCAGAAGGCCAACGACAGCAAGGCUGCCGACCUCCAGAAGAAGCGCGAGGCCAACAAGCAGAAGCGCGAGACCAUCUUCAAGCGCGCCGAGAAGUACCACCAGGAGUACGUCAAGGCUGAGCGCGACAUCAUCGAGGCCAAGCGCCAGGCCAAGAAGGACAACUCCCUCUUCGUCCCCGCCGAGUCCAAGCUCGCCUUCGUCGUCCGCAUCAAGGGUAUCAACAAGAUCGACCCCAAGAAGCGCAAGACCCUUCAGCUCCUCCGUCUCCUCCAGAUCAACAAUGGUGUCUUCAUCCGCCUCACCAAGGCCACCACCGAGAUGCUGAAGAUCGUCGAGCCCUUCGUCGCCUACGGCUACCCCAACCUCAAGACCGUCCGCGAGCUCGUCUACAAGCGCGGUUACGGCAAGGUCAACAAGCAGCGCCUGCCCAUCACCGACAACGAGCUUAUCGAGCAGAACCUCGGCCAGUACGGCAUCGUCUGCGUUGAGGACCUGAUCCACGAGAUCUACACCGUCGGCCCCAACUUCAAGCAGGCCGCCAACUUCCUGUGGCCCUUCAAGCUGUCCUCGCCCACCGGUGGCUUCCGCCCCCGCAAGUUCAAGCACUUCAUCGAGGGUGGUGACCUUGGCAACCGCGAGCACUUCAUCAACGCGCUCGUUAAGCAGAUGAACUAAGCGUCUUGAAACACGCUGAAAAGUUUGUGCUGGGUUGUUAUGGGUGGAGUAACGGUUACAUUCCAACGAUACCAUGAAAAUUACGAGUGUGGUGUCUCAUCCGGUCCGAUCCUGCUGUUGACGGGCCGGAUCGAGGGCAGGCCGAGCCACAUGCAAUGGUUAGCUUAGACAAGUCUUCUGCGGAUCCGCGAAGAACAAUGCAAAAAGUUUAUUCCAC
Messenger RNA from Macroventuria anomochaeta, 967 nucleotides. Its product is annotated as 60s ribosomal protein-like protein l7. The transcript is spliced from 3 exons. Gene Ontology annotation, cellular component: cytosolic large ribosomal subunit. The record is from RefSeq and is a predicted model, not a curated record. Gene Ontology annotation, biological process: maturation of LSU-rRNA from tricistronic rRNA transcript (SSU-rRNA, 5.8S rRNA, LSU-rRNA). Lineage: Eukaryota; Fungi; Ascomycota; Dothideomycetes; Pleosporales; Didymellaceae. Gene Ontology annotation, molecular function: structural constituent of ribosome; RNA binding. Bases 1 to 750 code for a protein of 249 amino acids.